AUGGCGUGCGGCGUCCACGCGCGUGAAAUAGAGGAAUCCACGAUUACUUCUGUGUUGAACGAAUGUUUACGAGAUUUUCCACACAUAGGAGCGCUGAAGAAGGAACAGAACACAGGCGGCCCAAACUCACGUUACGAGGGAAGGGUGUAAUGUAAUUUACAUACCAUAGGUGACGCGGCGGUGUCGCGUUACAGGCGACCGUUGAAAAUAUAAGAGACUUUGUAAGGGAAAUAAAUUACUGAGAUCUGCGAACGCUAAAUAACGCUAAACCUUACUUUUUCUUAAAUGAAAUGAAUAAAAAAGACUUACCUGCAAUGUAUUCCACUGCGUUUUGGUGUCUGUUGUCGUUUUACUGUUUUUUGGCUUUAUUGCGUAACCGCUGUUACUCCUUUCAUAGAACGAAGUGAAGGCUGGUCAUCACUUCGAUCUGUCGGGGUCUUGGACCACUCGCAACAAGAAUGCCAUUUUUUUUUUUGCCGAAAUUCAAAUCCGCUGCAAAUUUUUCAUCUCCAGCCUAAGAGGGAAACCUCGUCUUCCUCUCUGGAAGAUCGGCUCGAAAAAAGAUCCAUGAUUUCCUCAUUAAAUCGAGCCAUUUGUGCCGGAAAACGAGGCACGUCUGGCUUUCGUCCAGUGCCUGUGACCACUGUUGCGCUUGCCAACCAAUUUGCACUUACACGACUUUUUCACAGUACAAGAGCCUAGUUGACGUGUCAUUUCCGCCCUGGCACCCGUCGUGUAAGUGCUAAUUGUCAUAAUGCAAAUUAGUUGGUAAGCGCAACAGAGGUCACAGGCACUGGACGAAAGCCAGACGUGCCUCGACGUCCGGCACUUCGUUCUAUCUAUGAAAGGAGUAACAGCGGUUACGCAAUAAAGCCAAAAAAACAGUAAAACGAUAAACAGACACCAGAACGCAGUGGAUUACAUUGCAGGCAGGUAUUUUUUAUUCAUUUCAUUUAAAGGGACUGGUUCACGAUAAUGCGCAUGCGCGCCGUUUGGCUCUUCAGAAUAAAUUUGUUGGGUCAACACUAAAUUCGAAAUCGCCAUUACCGGUACAAUCACUGAAAAUCCUUCGCUUUAUUCGGACAUCCGUGGCUUUGACUGGUCUAGUUAUACUUCGGUAGUGGUGAUUAACGUGUGGUUGUGUCGUUUGACUGGUUACGUUUUAAGAAGACGCAAAAAAUAAUGUUUUGAUCAUGGAGGUUCAGAAGAGCAUCGUGGCCGUCCGGCAAAAGGACGUUCUCAAGAGUCUUAGGAGAUAGAGAAGCUUAGCCUAUCGAUCUGGUAUGGUUCUAGGAGUAGUGUGUGGCUUACGAAAAGAAUACAUGACACUUGGAAAGUGGUUAAAGGCAUGAGUUCGUUCAACUUUGAUUUGAUUUUUGACUCCGACCUGUAGUUAUACCGCAACAGGCCGCGUGAUCUUCACCGAUCUGGUACACUUGAAAUGUUCCUUGUAUCUUUGCUUUACGAUCGUAUAUGUUUAAGAAUUGAGGUUUUAAAAAUAUAUUAUUGCCUGAAUAUUUUGUUUACAAUAUAGUUUCUUUAUGUGUGCUACUCGAUAAUAUUUGUUUUGCGGAACACUGACCCGAUGUAACGCGAAUGAAUUUGUUCAUUUGCUGAUAAGCAUUUGAAAUUUAUGCUCAAUUAAGGAUAAUCUUUAUACUCAUACGUUGUGUGUUUUUGUCACCGGUCAGGCGGUAUUUGUAGGUAUUUCAGGGUUUAAAUAAGGCGAACUGAGAGAACAGUAAUAAGAUGUUUGAUUACAAAUUUUGUUUGCCGAUCGGUGACUGCUUUGUUAGCGUGGGUACGACCUCGUAAAAAUACACGUUGGUAAAUGUUUGUUUCAAAGCAGGACAGGGCUGUAAAUCUUAUUCUUAUCGGCUGCAACAUAUAACUGAGGAGUAGCAAAGAAUAAACUUGAAUUAUGGGGAUAAAUAAAAUCAAACCAAAUGCCCGGAAAUACUCUCGCGUCGCGAACAAUUAAUUUGAAUUUUGUAAAUUUACUUGCGUGCGUCUAACUCGCUUCCGAUUGGUUGAAAAACAAUCAGCUACUAUCAGAACUCACACAUGCGCAUUACCGUGAACCAGUCCCUUUAAGAAAAAGUAAGGUUUUGCGUUAUUUAGCGUUCGCAGAUCUCAGUAAUAUAGUUUUCAUACAAAGUCUCUUAUAUUUUCAACCGUCGCCUGUAACGUAUGGUAUGUAAAUUACAUUACACCCUUCCCUCGUAACGUGAGUUUGGGGCGCCUGUGAACAGAAGAUCUGCCUUGUGAACUUGGCGCGUGGAAAAGAUGUUUUUGCAAUCCUGCUCACCAGCCUCUGUCUUGCCUGAUAACAAAGUGGCAAUAA
Molecule: messenger RNA, 2344 nt
Organism: Porites lobata
Lineage: Eukaryota; Metazoa; Cnidaria; Anthozoa; Scleractinia; Poritidae
Source: the annotation of a GenBank genome assembly